Molecule: messenger RNA, 1158 nt
Organism: Solanum tuberosum (potato)
Lineage: Eukaryota; Viridiplantae; Streptophyta; Magnoliopsida; Solanales; Solanaceae
Exons: 5
Coding region: 1-1158 (385 amino acids)
Molecular function (GO): zinc ion binding
Source: RefSeq, a predicted model, not a curated record
AUGGGAUUGUAUGUUGCUUUGAAAAAAGGAUUCAUUGAGGGUUGUAGAAAGUGCAUUGGGUUAGAUGGUUGCUUUUUGAAGGGAAUAUCUAAAGGCCAGCUACUUGUUGCUAUUGCAAAUGAUGGGAAUAAUCAGAUGUUCCCAAUAGCAUGGGCUGCUGUUGGAACUGAAAGUAGAGAAACUUGGACUUGGUUUUUGAGAAUCUUGAAAUCUGAUUUGGACAUUAAUGAUGAAGGAGAAGGAUUGACUAUCAUAAGUGAUAUGCAAAAGACAUAUACUUGCAAAUUGGUAAAAAAACUGGAAGGUGUUGAGGAAAGAAAGAGGUUUUGGGCUUGUGCUAGAUCAACAUUUGAAGCUGAACUCAGGAAGAACUUGGAUAAAUUAGCACAAUUAGGCAAAGAUAUUUCUAAUGACAUGGUAAACUUCAAUCCUAAUAGAUGGUCCAAAGCACAGUUUAGGACAUCCUCAAAAUGUGACAGUGUGGAUAACAAUAUGGCUGAAAGUUUUAAUGCUUGGGGGUUGGGUGCUAGGGACAAGACUAUCAUCAGUAUGCUUGAAGAAAUAAGGAAAAAGGUAAUGAAUAGAUUCACUAAAGUGAUAACAUUUGUAAAUAGUUGGACUCAUGACAUAUCUCCAAUGGCAAUGUUGGUGCUAAAUACAAAUGUGAAGAAGUCAAUGAGGGUGGAAACUAGUUGGAAUGGUGACAUUGGGUAUGAAGUGAAAGAUAGUCCAUAUAUACAUAUGGUUAACCUAAUUCAAGGAACUUGCACUUGUAGAAGUUGGGGAUUGAAAGGGAUUCCUUGUGCACAUGCAAUAGCAUCUAUACAUCACGAUGAAGCUAAUCUCCUUGACUCAGUUUUAACAAACAUGAAGAUGUGGCCCGAGACAUCGAAUUCAAAAGUUGAGCCACCUCUUGUUAGGAAAAUUCCAGGAAGGCCUGGUAUAAAAAGAAAGAAGGAACUUGGAGAGGUACCAAGUUCUAGAAAGCUUCCAAAGAGGGGGAAAACCGGUAUUACUACAUCACAAGCAUCUGCCAGUAGUAAAAGAAGUGGCAAGAAAAAAUCUCACCCCACUCAAGAAGUACAACAAUCUCAAUCUUCUGAACCAUCUCAAGCAAUAGUGCAAAGUGACAGUGGUAAUAGAAAAAGGUGCAAAUAG